This is a messenger RNA of Rotaria sp. Silwood1, 558 nucleotides long. The record is from the annotation of a GenBank genome assembly. Lineage: Eukaryota; Metazoa; Rotifera; Eurotatoria; Philodinida; Philodinidae.
AUGAAUAAACGAAAUGAACAGACAAAAAUCAAAGAUAAAAUUCAAAAUAAAGUUGAUAAAGAACAGAAUGACAUGAAAGGUUCACCAAUUGGUAGAAUAAUAAUAGAUAUCCCAUAUGUGGGGAAGAUAACUCAACAAUUGAAUAAAGAUCUCAAGAAGCUUGCUAAGAAAGUAAAACCAACAACACAAGUCAUAGCAGUACCUAGACGGUCACCAGCAGCAAGACGAAUGUUUAAAAACAAAGAUGAAAUACCAAAAAAUCUUCAAUCAAAUAUUAUCUAUCAAGCUUGUAGAAGAUUAAAGGAACAUGGAGCUCCAACAGAAAUACCAGUAGAACAUACAAAUGUAAAUCUUAGACGCUCAGCAAGAAUUGCUGCUAUGAAUGGUAAUAAUAAUGCUCGAAUUUCAUAUUAUGAAUCGGAUAGUAUUGAAGAUGAUCUUCCUAGUACCACAUAUACAUUAACAAUUAAGCGCCAUAUGACUUCAACUCCACAUAAAAUUGAUUGGCAUAAUUGGAGUAUCGUGGAUAAGACAAACAUUCAUAUAGAUGACUUGUGA